UCGAAUUCCCUUCAUAAUAACUUUCGAAGACGUAAACUCUCCGCGCCGGUUUCUGAAAUAUUGUAAGUUUGGAAAAUAAACUCGUUCCAGGACACAAUAAAAUAACAUGAGCACACGAAGUGUGACCGUUCUCACGGUGCAUGGACGCCGGAUGACUGUAAAAGUGGAACCGGGUACAACAGUUUUGGAGAUUUUGGAAAAAGUAUGUCGAAAGUUUCAUUUUCCUCUCGAAGAGUACGACCUAACGCACUACAAUCGGGUGCUGGACCUUUCGGCAAUGUUCCGCUUCUCUGGUCUGCCCAACAAUGCCACGCUCGAGAUGACAAAAGCGAAGCGUGUUCGUGUUGAAACGGAUGUGACGAUUCAGCUACAGUGUGAAGACGGAGAGCGUCGGUGUGGUUCGUUUAAACCAUCGUUUUCGCUGCUGGAGGUGCUACAGACGCUGUGCCCCGAGCGGGCCAACGCAGAGUCUCGCCCGUUGAUGAUCUACAUGCGCCGCGAAGUGUUCUGGCCACAGCUGGGGGAAACCUCACUGAAGAGUCUUGGACUAACUAGUGGUAGAGCUAUCAUUCGACUGUUGCAGCGCGAACCGGAGGAGCUCAAAACGCAGGCCAACGUCUCAGCACCGUUACCCCAAACGAAGCAUGUAUCCUUAAAGGCGGACGAAGCAACGCUCCAGACGAUCGAUUGCCCGAAGCCCGAAUUUCCAGAAUUGCCCGAAUUGCCCGAAUCGACGGUACCGGUACUGACAACGGAUGCCGAUUGUAGUGCAACGACAUCAAUAUCCGUGGCUGGUACCGAAGACACUGGUGCCGAAUCGGGAUUUUCCUCAUCGACCAAUCAACCGCAGACAAACCAACAGCUGGCCGAAACCAAUCCGACACCAACAGUGCCAGCUGCUUGCCUGGAAAGUCUGGAAAUGAAACUGGAGGUGCUGGGUACACGGGAUGCAGUUUUGUAUCAUGCCGACACGAUCGUGAGUGAUCAACCGAAUGCCGUGGAUGAUUCGUUUUUCGAGCUCAGUAUCCCAGAAGUAAUGCAGAUGUAUAAACAGCUACAGCAGCAUGUAAAAGAGUUGGAAGACGCACCUCUGAUGCUGGGAGAAGAUCGUCUACGUCGCGGGGCAAAGAUUACAGAAACAUAUGAAUCCUACCGUAGAACGUUGAUACGCGUCCAGUUUCCUGAUCGUUAUAUUCUGCAAGGCGUGUUCGGGGUGAACGAAAAAGUUAGUGACGUUGAAGAGUUUGUGCGCAGUUUUCUUACUGAUCCGACAACGCCCUUCUAUCUCUAUACGACUCCGCCGAAACAGGUCCUUGAACCAGAUUCGACAAUGAUUGCAGUACGUUGCAUUCCGAAAGCGUUACUCUACUUCAGCGGCAAUUGCUCGCCCACGGAUGGCAGCUAUCUGAAGGAUGAGUUUUUGAGCCGCCUUUCUAACGCAGCAGGUGCAUCCUACAUGGUGAAGAAAUUCUGCCUGCUGCCGUCGGAGAGUGGGGGUGCGAAAAAAACUGUGAAAUCAAUACUGAGAGAAGAGAUGGCCAAACUGCAAGAAGAGAAUCAACUGAAAAUGGAUUCGCAGGAGGCGGCGAAUGUCGGAAAACGGUUGUCGAAUAGCGAUUGUACACCAUCCACCAGCCACCAGCAUGGCGGAGCGAGCCAGCUCACUGAGCGUGAGGCGAAACUGCUAAAAUGGAUGAAGAAGUAGCGUGGCAAAUGGAUUUGAAAUUACAGGGUUGGGCAGGACAACUGUUACAUAUUAUGAAACAAUUUAUAUGAUUGUCUAAUCAAUAAAGACCACCAAGUUAAUUGUAUGUACUACAAAUGUCCAAAAGUCCGAUUCGUUGAGGGGAAAAGAAAGGAGCCAACUUGGAGUUUGCACGUGAUCGCAUCGAAGAAAAUGGUUUGAUCAAACUUCUCAAAGAUCCUAUUCGUUAACUAUUCGUUAUUCUUUAACAGUUGUCCU
Anopheles bellator is the source of this 1963-nucleotide messenger RNA. RefSeq names its product tether containing UBX domain for GLUT4. The coding region runs from base 107 to 1705 and encodes 532 amino acids. NCBI's taxonomy places the organism in Eukaryota, Metazoa, Arthropoda, Insecta, Diptera, Culicidae. The transcript has 3 exons. The record is from RefSeq and is a predicted model, not a curated record. Gene Ontology annotation, molecular function: protein binding.